Messenger RNA from Cotesia glomerata, 1266 nucleotides. It is a transcript of the gene Trf, whose product is annotated as TATA-box-binding protein 2. Gene Ontology annotation, molecular function: RNA polymerase II general transcription initiation factor activity; DNA binding. Bases 437 to 1168 code for a protein of 243 amino acids. The record is from RefSeq and is a predicted model, not a curated record. Gene Ontology annotation, biological process: DNA-templated transcription initiation. The transcript has 4 exons. Lineage: Eukaryota; Metazoa; Arthropoda; Insecta; Hymenoptera; Braconidae.
UUCUGUACGUGUGGCCGAAUGGUUCACAGCUCCCUAAAUCACACACCACACCCUACAAUCGUAGGUUCGAUCCCCGAAGAAGCUAAAAUUUUUUUCUUUAAAAGAAACAAAUUCUUCAUUGAUAAAACGUCACUUUAAAUUCACUUGUAAUUCCUCAUACCACUUAAAUUUAUUAACCACAAAUUAAAUACCGCGUGUUAAUUUUUAAAACUUAAAAAACAUUCCCUAGUGACUAGUUACACAUCAAAGUCACUAGAUGCCGACAAUCUAAAUAACUUUCACUGCCAACAAAAAAAGAAUCAUAUUAGUUGUAAAAAGUCUCAUCAGAUCAUCAGCAUCUGGAAGACUUUCAAAACUCCACGUGAUAAAUGACAACUGUUUAAAAUAAUAAUUUAAAGUGGGUUAUUAAAUAGUAAAUAGAAUAGAAUAAUUAAUAAUGUCCGGGGAAAAUGAUGAGUUGAAGCGGCUACUUAGUAGUCCCAGCCUGGGAAGAGGUUCUGAGGACAAUGUGAUGGCUCCACCGCUCUCUACAAAUGUACCGAAACCUAGUGCUACACAAAGCAGUACUAGUAAUAAUAAUCCUCAAGCUUCUAUGACAGCUUCGACUCCGGCUACUGGUCAAAAAGAAGUGUUGGAACCUGUCAUACAGAACGUUGUCUCGACUGUCAAUUUAGAAACUGAGUUGAACCUAAUGAAAAUAAACGCUUGCACGCGUAACUCCGAGUACAACCCAGCGAGAUUCAUUGGACUGGUGAUGAGAAUCCGGAACCCGCGAGCUACUGCGCUAAUAUUCAGAUCAGGAAAGUUAGUUUGCACUGGGGCGCGGUGCGAGGAGGACUCCCACCUAGCGACCCGAAAAUUCGCGCGAAUCAUUCAGAAAAUAGGCUUUCACGUCAAGUUCAAGGACUUUAAAAUUCAAAAUAUCGUGGCGACUUGCGACCUGAAGUUUCCUAUAAAACUGGAGAGUUUAUGCGAGUCUCAUGGUAAUUUUACUUCCUAUGAACCGGAGUUGUAUCCUGGACUCAUUUAUCGGUUAAUUGCUCCAAGGAUUGUUUUGCUUAUUUUUGUAAAUGGAAAAAUUGUUAUGACAGGAGCAAAAGACCGAGAAGAUUUAACAACAGCUCUCAGUAAAAUAUACACAACGCUGCUGAGCUAUCGGAAAAAAUAGCAAAAAUUAUUGCUGGUAAUUUUAAUCACCAUCAAAGUUCUUGCAAUAAUAUUAGUUUGAGUUUGUUAAUACAAUAUUUAUAUAUUUAUAGUUAUUUU